This is a messenger RNA of Neopsephotus bourkii (Bourke's parrot), 2269 nucleotides long. Its product is annotated as DNA damage-binding protein 1-like. NCBI's taxonomy places the organism in Eukaryota, Metazoa, Chordata, Aves, Psittaciformes, Psittacidae. The transcript is spliced from 17 exons. The record is from RefSeq and is a predicted model, not a curated record. Gene Ontology annotation, cellular component: site of double-strand break; nucleus. Gene Ontology annotation, biological process: DNA repair; proteasome-mediated ubiquitin-dependent protein catabolic process. Bases 94 to 2208 code for a protein of 704 amino acids. Gene Ontology annotation, molecular function: protein binding; nucleic acid binding.
UUUAUUGCAGGGUUGUGGCCCCUGAGGUCAGAUUCUCAUCGGGAGACAGACAAUACGUUGGUGCUGUCCUUCGUUGGCCAGACCAGGGUUCUUAUGUUAAAUGGAGAGGAGGUAGAAGAGACGGAGCUCACAGGGUUUGUGGAUGAUCAGCAGACCUUCUUCUGUGGCAAUGUGGCACACCAGCAACUGAUCCAGAUCACCUCUGCCUCUGUGAGACUGGUUAGUCAGGAGCCCAAAGCCCUGGUGAGUGAAUGGAAAGAGCCCAAUGGCAAGAACAUCAGCGUGGCUUCCUGCAACACUAACCAGGUCGUGGUGGCUGUGGGACGAGCCCUGUAUUACCUGGAGAUCCGACCCCAGGAGCUCAGGCAGAUCAGCUGCACAGAAAUGGAGCAUGAAGUUGCCUGCCUGGACAUCACCCCCUUGGGGGACAGCAAUGGGAUGUCCCCACUGUGUGCAAUCGGGCUCUGGACCGACAUCUCUGCCCGCAUCCUCAAGCUGCCUUCCUUUGAGCUGCUGCACAAAGAGAUGCUGGGAGGAGAGAUCAUCCCUCGCUCCAUCCUGAUGACAACCUUUGAGAGCAGCCACUACCUCCUGUGUGCCCUGGGGGAUGGAGCGCUCUUCUACUUCGGGCUCAGCCUUGAGACAGGUUUGCUGAGCGACAGGAAGAAGGUGACCCUGGGCACCCAGCCCACUGUCCUGAGGACCUUCCGCUCUCUGUCCACCACCAACGUGUUUGCCUGCUCUGACCGCCCCACCGUCAUCUACAGCAGUAACCACAAGCUGGUCUUCUCCAACGUCAACCUGAAGGAGGUGAACUACAUGUGUCCCCUCAACUCGGAUGGGUAUCCUGACAGCUUGGCACUGGCCAACAACAGCACCCUGACAAUUGGCACCAUUGAUGAGAUCCAGAAGCUGCACAUCCGCACCGUUCCCCUCUAUGAAUCACCCAGGAAGAUCUGCUACCAGGAGGUGUCCCAAUGCUUUGGGGUGCUCUCGAGUCGUAUCGAGGUGCAGGAUGCCAGUGGAGGCACCACUGCACUCAGACCCAGCGCCAGCACCCAGGCCCUCUCCAGCAGUGUGAGCACCAGCAAGCUGUUCUCCAGCAGCACAGCCCCCCAUGAGACAUCCUUUGGAGAGGAGGUGGAGGUGCACAACCUGCUCAUCAUAGAUCAGCACACCUUUGAAGUGCUUCAUGCUCACCAGUUCCUACAGAACGAGUACGCCCUCAGCCUGGUCUCCUGCAAGCUUGGCAAGGACCCCAACACCUACUUCAUCGUGGGCACUGCCAUGGUGUAUCCCGAGGAGGCAGAGCCCAAGCAGGGCCGCAUCGUGGUCUUCCACUACUCCGAUGGGAAGCUGCAGAGCCUGGCUGAGAAGGAGGUCAAGGGAGCCGUGUAUUCCAUGGUGGAAUUCAAUGGGAAGCUCUUAGCCAGCAUCAACAGCACGGUGCGCCUCUAUGAGUGGACAGCAGAGAAGGAGCUGCGCACGGAGUGCAACCACUACAACAACAUCAUGGCCCUCUACCUGAAGACCAAAGGGGACUUCAUCCUGGUGGGAGACCUCAUGAGGUCCGUGCUCCUCCUCGCAUACAAGCCCAUGGAAGGGAACUUCGAGGAGAUUGCCCGGGACUUCAAUCCAAACUGGAUGAGUGCUGUGGAGAUCCUGGACGAUGACAACUUCUUGGGAGCAGAGAAUGCUUUCAACCUGUUUGUGUGCCAGAAGGACAGCGCAGCCACGACCGAUGAGGAGCGUCAGCACUUGCAGGAGGUGGGCUUGUCCCACCUGGGGGAGUUUGUCAAUGUCUUCUGCCAUGGAUCUCUGGUCAUGCAGAACCUGGGGGAGACCUCCACACCCACCCAGGGCUCCGUUCUCUUCGGCACAGUCAAUGGCAUGAUUGGCCUGGUGACCUCACUGUCAGAGAGCUGGUACAACCUCCUCUUGGACAUGCAGAACAGGCUGAAUAAAGUCAUCAAGAGCGUGGGCAAGAUUGAGCAUUCCUUCUGGAGAUCGUUUCACACCGAGCGCAAGACGGAGCCAGCCACGGGGUUCAUUGAUGGUGACCUGAUCGAGAGCUUCCUGGACAUCAGCAGGCCCAAGAUGCAGGAGGUGGUGGCAAACCUGCAGAUUGAUGAUGGCAGUGGCAUGAAGAGGGAAGCCACCGUGGACGACCUCAUAAAGAUAGUGGAGGAGCUCACCCGGAUCCAUUAGGAUUUGGGCUCAUUCCCAACCACCUUCCUCCAUGGAGUGCAAAGGAAUCUUCCCCCCCUGA